GUUGAAGGAAACAUACAGCAGAUUUUUCAGGUGAAAACAAAAACUGAAGGUAGAGAGAGAACAAGAUCUGAUAAAACCGUGUUAAGCACUUAACUGUUACCUUUAUAUGUUACAAGUUAAUUCUUCAAAUUUUAUUGAUGAUGAAGAGCAGUUUCGGUUCUUUAUCAUUGAAAGAAUAAGAAGGGUUUCUAACUUAGUCUUCUUCACUUACCCCAAAGGCACUCUGUGCCACACGACCUUGAGGUAAGCAAAGAAGAGAAAAAUGAGUAUGAAGAGCAAGGGUGGAGCUGUGGAAGUGAAUGCAAGGGGUGUCCUUCAUAGAAAAUGGGCUCUUUUUCUUUGUGUGGGAAGCUUCUGUGCUGGAAUGUUCUUCUCCAAUAGGAUGUGGUUGACGCCUGAAUUUAAAGAAAUAUCAAGAACUUCUAGUGAGUUUGAUCAGCUAAAAUUAAACUCUGAGGAUUGUAAUGUAAAUCUAGUUGUAAAGCCUAACUCCAAUUACAGUCAAGUCGAAGUUUCAAAUACACAACAUGUCAUCAGGAAACAGAGUAAGACAAUAUCGGCUUUGGAGUGAAUAUUUAGUUACCUUUGGUAGAGUUCUGAAUUUUUUAUGAAUGGUUCUCAUGUACCAGGAAACACACAAACAGUUGAAUCAACUUCAAGGAAAAAAUGUUUCAUGGUUAUAGGGAUCAAUACAGCUUUUAGUAGCCGAAAGCGAAGAGAUUCUGUUCGUGCAACUUGGAUGCCACAAGUUGAGGAAAGAAAGAAGUUGGAGGAUGAAAAGGGCAUAGUCAUACGUUUUGUUAUAGGUCACAGUUCUACAUCAGGUGGCAUUCUUGAUAGAGCUAUAGAAGCAGAGGAGAAGCUUCAUGGCGACUUUUUGAGGCUGAACCAUGUUGAGGGCUAUCUCGAACUAUCAGCAAAGACAAAGACCUAUUUUUCAACUGCUGUUGCUUUGUGGGAUGCAGAUUUUUAUGUCAAAGUUGAUGAUGAUGUCCAUGUGAAUUUAGCAACACUUGGAUUGACUCUGAGUAUGCACCGUAUGAAACCUCGAGUGUAUAUUGGGUGCAUGAAAUCCGGCCCUGUGCUUGCUCAGAAGGGAGUGAAAUAUCAUGAACCUGAAUACUGGAAGUUUGGUGAGGUAGGAAACAAGUACUUUCGUCAUGCUACCGGACAACUAUAUGCCAUUUCACAAGAUUUGGCUACUUAUAUAUCAACUAAUCAGGACGUGCUGCAUAAAUACGCAAAUGAAGAUGUUUCUUUGGGAUCUUGGUUCAUUGGUUUAGACGUGGAGCAUAUCGAUGACAGGAGAAUGUGCUGCGGCACACCCCCGGAUUGUGAGUGGAAAGCACAGGCAGGCAACAUGUGUAUAGCUACUUUCGAUUGGAGAUGCAGUGGGAUUUGCAGGUCUGUGGAGAGAAUAAAGGUGGUUCACCAGCGCUGCGGCGAGGAUGAAAAUGCCCUGUGGACUGCAACAUUUUGAUAUGAAACCUUAAGGAGAAGAAGAUAUGAAUGAAGCAUGCAGAUACUUAUACAUAAUAUGUAUGCUAGUAGUAGAAGGUUCAAUAGUCAACACUUGCAGCUUAGUAUUUUGGAGAAGAGAAUAGAAGAGAAUGAAAGAGUAUAGUUGUAUGACCAACCAACCCAACCCAACCCAACCCAACCCACAUUCUUUUAGUAAUGGCCGGAGGACUUUAUAUAUAUAUUUCUUGUUCUCUGCCAUCUCUAACUCUAAAUAAUAAUUGCUUCUCACCAAUAAAUCACUAUAGUCUACAUAUAUGUGUUAUUGUUAUUAUUAUUU
Arachis stenosperma is the source of this 1798-nucleotide messenger RNA. Its product is annotated as probable beta-1,3-galactosyltransferase 2. The record is from RefSeq and is a predicted model, not a curated record. NCBI's taxonomy places the organism in Eukaryota, Viridiplantae, Streptophyta, Magnoliopsida, Fabales, Fabaceae. The coding region runs from base 608 to 1480 and encodes 290 amino acids. Gene Ontology annotation, cellular component: Golgi membrane. Gene Ontology annotation, molecular function: hexosyltransferase activity. The transcript is spliced from 12 exons.